This is a messenger RNA of Clunio marinus, 233 nucleotides long. Lineage: Eukaryota; Metazoa; Arthropoda; Insecta; Diptera; Chironomidae. The record is from the annotation of a GenBank genome assembly.
GCUCCACGUCGAAGAUUCCAAGCUGGUUUUUGGUAGGUGGUGAUAAAAAGCCUGUACUAUUUUUGUCGUCAACGAUUAUCUUGAUUAUUAAAGCAUCUUUCGGCUGCUUAAACGUGAAAAUGUCUUCGCUGUCUCUCAAUGUUGGUAAACAAAUUACAUUCUUCAUCAAGGUUGCUUCAUCCAUGAAUGCAUUCAGUUCGGUAACAGGUUUAAACUCUAUAAUAUUUAGAUGA